GUUUAGUUCCUUCUCGACACGUCGUGCAUUUCGAAAGGUACUCUUGGUUUUACUGUACGAGUGCUUGCGUUGUUCUCUUCUCCUCCCUUUGAUCCCUUCCAUUUCUUCUCUGCAGCGCGUUUUCUUUGCGUCACUACGCAGAUGCGUCGCUUGGGGAAGUGUGCUUUCGCUCCACUCGCCCCUUGGGUGGCUCGUCGGCUUAUGGAAACGGAGGAGCCUUGCUCGCCGGAGGGUAUCCGCGAAAUGAUCCAGCGUGCCGAGAAAGCACAAGAGCAGCGCGAGAUGGUUGUGGACCAGCGCAAAGUCAUUUUCACCUCUGCUGCCAGCGGUGACCAUCGCCCUCGUAUCGCUGCUGCGGAGGCUUUUGACGUCGCCGCAGCGGGGUUACCACGCCCUCCCAACUUCUGCUACGUAAGCGUCUCCGUCGACUACGCGGGGAUGGUGGACGCGCCGGAGGUUGUGUGGUUUAACAUGUGCAAAGCGAAUGGUGUUAUGCCGUCCACGGUGAAGGCCGGCGCGCUGCACAUGCUGGGAGGCAUGGUGUGCCAUCAGCGACUCGGUGGCGGCUACAUUCAAGUAGUCCUCGGCUGCAUUCCGGAUCUUGAAGUUGACUCUUUUACCUUCGACGCGGUACCGCCUACGGAGGAGAUCCACGCGUCUGGGCGGGCGCCACCCACGGCUGCUUUUGCCAUGCUAGACACCGGGCUCACGCUGCAGUACGAGCAGGUGCUCUCCUCUCACCUCAACGCGCUAGGCAGCUCUCUCGGCAAAGGAUGCCCGUUGGUUGGCGGGCUCUACCCUCCCGUAGGCGGCGUUAGCGGCAACACCACCGAUGGGGCCGAGCAAGCAGGCAAGCUGGAGGACUCCAUUUUCUUCAUCAACGACCGAGUUUAUCGUGGCAGUGCGGCAGCGGUGGUGCUGCGCAGCAAACUUUUAAAGGCGCACGCCGUCAGCGUUGUACCGUCCAUUUCGAUCGGCAACGCCACCAUCACGCAGGUCUCCUGCGAAGGCCGCGUGGCAACAGUGAAGAUGCUCGAUGGCCGCCUCGCAACGGAGGUGAUCAAGGACGCGUAUUCUCUUUCGGAAAUUGCGGACAAGCCCAGCAAAGUCUUUCUGGGCCUCCGGCACGGCGAGGUGCACGUGCCUGUGUCAUUUGUCGGCCGUCCAGACUCCGGCGAGUUGCUCUUCUCUAUCCCUCCUGGACUCUCUGUGCAGGACAAUGACGUGAUCGACCUCCUCGUCGAUGACUCGGAGUUGGACACGGAGGUUGCGGCCAGCUUGCUGAUUGGCAUGGAGAAGUCCAUCGCACCCGUUUCCGUCGAGAAGGACAUCAACGUGGCGCGUGAAGCGCGGCGCAACAUCGUCGCCUCCUCAACGGCUGCUUUCCACUUUUCACAUGGCGGACUCAACACCGUGGCGAAGCCGGAUGUGCCGGUGGUGAACCUCGGCAGUGGUGGUGUCAUCUUUUCACCCACGAUCCUGCAACGCUGCGUGGGGCGUAGCUGUCCCACCUCAGGCUUUUUCUGUCCUGGGCAGGUCGCCACCGUGCAGAAUGUGACGUCCAUCUUUGCUCGUUCCAGCACGUAUUGCUUCCUCCAGGGCCUCGCAUAA
Molecule: messenger RNA, 1611 nt
Organism: Leptomonas pyrrhocoris
Lineage: Eukaryota; Euglenozoa; Kinetoplastea; Trypanosomatida; Trypanosomatidae
Exons: 1
Coding region: 142-1611 (489 amino acids)
Source: RefSeq, a predicted model, not a curated record